AUGGCGCAGCCCGAGGCGCAGAAGUACCGGGGCCUGGAGGCGACGCCGAACAUCUUCGCCGCGACGAAGGAGAAGGACGCGUCCCUCCAGGAGGAGCAGGCCUUCUUCGCGCAGAUGGAGAAGUUCUCGGAGCGGCCCAUGAUCAGCAUCGAGGUCGACCGCGAGUCGAGCAGCUUCGCCGUCGUCGGCGCCCUGCCGGCGCAGCCCAGGUCCGCGCCGGCGGCGGACCGGCGGCGGCCGUCGCCGUCGCCGCCGUCGCGGAGCCUCCUCGUGCCCCCGCGCCGGUCCAGCGGGCGCGAGUCGCCCGUCGGCGUCGGCGAGACCGUCCCGCGCAGCAGCGCGACCUACGACCCGGGGACGGACACGGACGACUCGCCGCGGCUGUGGCGGCCGCCGAAGAAGGGCAAGGGCCUCUUCUCCCGCAAGCCCCGGCCCGACGCCGGCGCCGCCGCCCCGGCGGGCGCGCGGGCCUGGUCGCCGCCGCCGGCGCCGCGGCCCGGGGCCGCGCCAGGGAGGCGGCCGCCCGCGCUCGAGUCCGUCCGGAGCCGGGCCGCGGCGCCGCCGCGGCCCAGGGCGCGGUCCUCGUCGGCGCCGCCGACGCAGGCGUCGCCGGGCGAGGUCGUCUUCCGCGCCGACGCCGCGGGCGCGACGGACCACGGCGAAAUGCUGCCCGCGCUCGCCGACGACGGCGCGGUGUCGACGUGUGGCCACGGCGGCCUCGGGCUGGGCCUCCGGUGCGAGCGCGGCGACGCGCUGUCGCGCAUCGGCGCCACGGCCCACGGCGUCGAGAUCUCCGGCUCGGCGCCGAACCGGCAGGCGUCGGACUUCGACGCGAUCUUCGCCGCCGUCGACGCCGCGGACGCGAUCGAGCCCGCGGGGCGGAGCCACCGCCCGGCGCCGCACCGCGACAGCAGCGACGUCGCCUGCGGCUGCAUGGGCUCCUGGGGCGAAAACAUCGCCUACGACGACGGCUGCGCGGACGUCGGCUGCGCGGGCGACGCGUGGAGCGACGGCGACGAGGCCGCGCUCUCGACGUCGCCGGACACGUACCUCGGCUCCGUCCUCGCCUACCUCAGCAUGACGCCCGCGACCUGCGCCGGCGACCAGAGGUACUACGAGACCGACGACGAGGUCGGCCUCACGGACUGA
Messenger RNA from Aureococcus anophagefferens, 1149 nucleotides. RefSeq lists its product as hypothetical. Bases 1 to 1149 code for a protein of 382 amino acids. NCBI's taxonomy places the organism in Eukaryota, Pelagophyceae, Pelagomonadales, Pelagomonadaceae. The transcript has a single exon. The record is from RefSeq and is a predicted model, not a curated record.